CUUCCGGGCGUCAAUUUGGUGGCGGGAAAAGCGACCUUUUCCGAGAGCUCCUGGCCGGUCCUAUGUAGUAGCCCUUCGUGGGAGCCGGGAUGGAAAAGCAACUGGAGAACCAAGCUGCCGCCGCGCCCGCGAACUCUGGAGAGGAGGGCGGACUGCCGCCGGGCGCCGGGGCCCAAAAGCAUUCAGAGGACCAAAUGACCCUGCUGCUCAGACUGAAAGCACAGACACAACAACAACUCUUGGAAUAUAAAUCAAUGGUUGGUGCAAAUGAAGAAAAAACUCCAGAAGAAAUCAUUCCAGAAAAGCAAAUUGAAACUAAAAUUGAAGACCUGGAAAAUGAAAUUGAAGAGGCGAAAAUGGCUUUUGAAAUGAAAAAGUUUGCAUUACACAGGAUGCAGCUUUCGACGGUCCUUAGAAAACACCUGGAAGAAAGUAAAUUUCAGAAUAGUGAGCUCACGGAAAACAUGAAACACAUAUUAAAGCUAAAUAAAAUAAUAAUGACAUCACAGCAGGAAUCUUGGGAUCUGGAAGGAAAACUGCUUAAUGUUAAAAAGAAGAGAUUUGAAUUAAAACGAGCUUCAGAACAAAAGUUUUUAGAAAUACAGACUGAAAAGAACAAACAGAAAGAUAAUUUGGACAGUAUGGAAAAUUCAGACAAGAUAAAGACCUUAAAGCAAAGGCUACAGAUGGAGAUACAAAUUACUACGGUUAUUCAACAUGUGUUCCAGAACCUCAUUUUGGGGAGUAAAGUCAAUUGGGCAGAGGAUUCUGCUCUUAAGGAAAUUGUUCUGCAGCUUGAGAAGAAUCUCACCAUGAUCUAAUAAAAAUUCUAUGUUUGCA
Artibeus jamaicensis (Jamaican fruit-eating bat) is the source of this 840-nucleotide messenger RNA. RefSeq names its product centromere protein H (gene CENPH). The transcript has 9 exons. Gene Ontology annotation, biological process: chromosome segregation; kinetochore assembly; mitotic spindle organization. Lineage: Eukaryota; Metazoa; Chordata; Mammalia; Chiroptera; Phyllostomidae. The coding region runs from base 90 to 821 and encodes 243 amino acids. Gene Ontology annotation, molecular function: kinetochore binding. Gene Ontology annotation, cellular component: nucleus; kinetochore. The record is from RefSeq and is a predicted model, not a curated record.